AUGGCCACGACCCAGACCUACCAGCCUCACAUGACCGUUGGCGGCGAAAGGGUGCCAUUCAUCUCUUCUGCUCGUCCAUAUCCCUCGCCGCCUGCCUUGACCGUUGCUCGCGGCGCCAGCUUUGCAAUCCUCGACCCUUUCUCGACUGCGGCAGCUGGCCGUCAUGACAUGGCAAGCCGAGUUCCAACCAAGCCAACAUCACUCCGACUCGAAUCGUGCCCGAGUUCUCCUUCAUCGGCUCCUUCGUCGCUCGCGUCUGCUUGCGGGGAACAGUGCGGCAAAGAUGAUCUCGUACCACCCAACGGAAUCAUCCAUCAUCGCUGCCAAUUUCAGACGAACGGCGUCCACGACGAAUCCAACGACGGCGGCACGGGUGAAUGA
Messenger RNA from Drechmeria coniospora, 381 nucleotides. RefSeq lists its product as uncharacterized. The record is from RefSeq and is a predicted model, not a curated record. Bases 1 to 381 code for a protein of 126 amino acids. The transcript has a single exon. NCBI's taxonomy places the organism in Eukaryota, Fungi, Ascomycota, Sordariomycetes, Hypocreales, Ophiocordycipitaceae.